This is a messenger RNA of Pectinophora gossypiella (pink bollworm), 1463 nucleotides long. RefSeq lists its product as uncharacterized. The transcript is spliced from 2 exons. NCBI's taxonomy places the organism in Eukaryota, Metazoa, Arthropoda, Insecta, Lepidoptera, Gelechiidae. The record is from RefSeq and is a predicted model, not a curated record. The coding region runs from base 88 to 1005 and encodes 305 amino acids.
CCCACGCCGCGUGAGCAGACGCCGCACGCCGCAGCGCCACGGCCGACGCCCGACUCACCGCGCGGCCCACGCCACGCCGCCGCCGUUAUGACGGACCCCUUGCAGAACUCGAUCCUGCGCAUCAGCGACGAGAAAACGAUGCAGCUUCUCACGCUGUACGAACAGGAGUCGUGCCUGUGGGACACUAGUAAGAAGGAGUACCGUUCGCGCGACUACCGGGCGCGCCACAACCGCGCCAAGGCCGCGGAGCGCAUCGCGCGUAAGCUGCGCAUCAAGAACUUCGAGUCCAAGCACGUUAUGAUCAAGUUCAAGAACCUGCGUAACUCUUACUGCCAGGAGCUGAAGAAGAUCGCGGCCAGCAAGUACGCGGGGAAGGGCGACGAGGUGUACCAGCCGCGCGUCUGCUGGUUCCACAAGAUGGACUCGUUCCUGCGGCCGCACGUGCAGUGCCUCACCAUGUCCUUGCCGUUCGCGAACGAGGAGCCCGACAAAGAGGAGGAGGGAGGACAUACCAUUCAAGCUCUUCAGAGUACAAGCACUCAACCAGCCCAACCAGUUAAACCAAUAAUAGCUCCAUCGCUGAAGGAUACGGAGAUCAAAUCGGAGAUAAUCGUAGACGAAGACGAAUGGUUGCAGCAGGCGGAGGAUGACAUCAGGGAACUGGUGGAGUCCAACAUCCGGCCGUCGUCGUCCAGCGACGAAGACGCGCCCCUCGUUAAGAAGAAGCGGCCGGGGAAGCGGCACGGACACGGCGACAAGCAGGGGGAGGGAGGUGUCGGGCCGUCGGAGCAGGUGCCAUCACGCGUGCUGCAGGACAUCGCGGCGCAGCUGGAAGUGCUGUCGGGGCGGCGCGACGACGCGCUGGACGCGUUCGGGCGCUACGUGGCGUCGCUGCUGCGCGGCAUGCCGCCGGCGCGCGCCGCCGCGCUGCAGCCGCGGGUCGUGGCGCUGCUCACCGCCGCCGACGACGACACCCUCGUCACGCAGUCCGACCAGAUCAUCUAGCAAAUGCAGGACUACUACUGGCCUGUCGACGGGUGACCUCUAUGGACAUUGAUAUAUGAUUGAUUUUCUUACUAUAGUAUCUGCGGCAGAAACGUGUCUUGGAACCUAAAUUCUAAUGAGACUGAUUUCAGGCUUCAGCCGUAGAACUGAUGCCAUAAAAUUGAAAUGGUAGUCCGGGAUCUCCAGCCUCAACGCUGGUCACCGUCGUACCCACGUAGAUGUGCACUACUCCCGAUUAUGCACAAAACGAAGUUCUGUGCUGUGAUAUAACGAACAAAAUAUUUUGUGAUCUCGUGUGUAUUAGCCUUAAUCGAAAGUAAAUAGUUGUAAGUUUAUUGUUGUAGAAAAACUUGUACUGCUUAAAUAACGAAUAUUUCUAUACUUUACUUACCUACUUAUCUAUAUUUUCCGAAACAUUCCCAAUAAACAGGUUUGUAAACAACAAGCUGCCACAGAAA